CCGCGCAAGUUAAACAUUCUUUUACGGAGUUAAAUGCAGCUAGCUAGACUCGGUGGCCAAUACCAAGUUGUUAAAAUGCGACUUUUAAGUACUUUUUGGUAAUGCUGUAUUCGUCAUGUCUCUAUAUUUUAAGUUCUGUACAAGGGUCCUUGUAGGGUCACAUUUUACUAGUUGUAUUAUCUUGUGGACUAACGUUUACGUUAGCUUAAUUAGCUAGCCAGUUAACUAGUGUUGUCAGUGGUAACCUAGCAGCCGAAUCGUCACAUCAUGGGAACCUCAGGAUGGUUGUUUACUGUCAUUUUAACUCUCCUGUAACGUAAACGUUAGCCCAUAUUCUCCGUCUGGCAUAUUUAACUCAUCUUACUGAGCGAUGUAAAAUAACUGACAUUUGGUUUAAACCUUUAACUUAAAAAUCAAACCGUCUAGCUAACUUAAAAGUUAAUUCAUGACCACAGGUGGAGUUGCUUGAUCUCCGAAUUUCUUGUAACGUUACCUUAGUUUGUGGAGUAACGUUAACAUGACGUUACCUAAACGUAACCACAAAUGUAACGUUAGCUAACUACACACAUUUCAGUGUAAGCUAGCGUCUGUGCGACCAGUAACAUUGUGUAGCUAGCUAGCUAGUUAUCACUUAACCUAAGUGUCUGCUCAAUUCUUGGUUAAAUCUUUACAAACACGCUAUGGCCAAGAUGCCUGCUGCUUUUAAGUGGGAUAAAGUGACGAGAAUUGACCCAGCGAGCCUCCUUGAAUGUGAAAAAGACCAAGUGGACGAGGUCUUCGACAUGUUCGUUUCGACAGAGGAAUGGGAGGUGAAGGAUAAAUCUCCGGAGAACAUUAGUCAAGUCUUCAGAGUGUUUCAGACCCUAUUGAAGAUUAAGGAUCGGGAAGUUACCAUUGCUUACAACUUUCUCGAGGACACUGGUGUGAAGCAUGCUAAAACCGAAAAGGAACUCCAAGCCAGGGUGUUGAGGCUGGAACAAGAGCACACGCACUCCGGCACAGGGCCAGACACCCGCUUUCUGAGAGAUGAGAUUCGGCAGCUCGAGACCCAGCUGGAGCAGAGAGAGAAGGAGUUGACCCAUUUAAAGAAAGAAAUGGGCAAGGAAAAGAGAACCAACGAAGAGUUGGUUGUGCGAGCAGAGGAGGCUGAGAAUGAGGUCAAGAAGCUGAAAAGAGAGAAUGAGCAGCUCGAGCAGGAUGUGGAAUUCUAUCGCGGAGAGCUGGACCAGAAAGAGCCAUUUCCAUCCAGAGACGAGAACGCAGAGGCCCAGAGGAAGCUCAACUUGGCCAACCGACAGCUCUACCAGUGCUUGGAAGACCUUCAGCGAGCAGAGGAUGAAAACGUACACCUGAAGACACAGAAUGACCAGAUGCAGAAAAGUCUGGAGGAGUCUGUGAGGGAGAUGGAGAAGAUGACAGAUGAGUACAACAAGAUGAAGAUUGUUGUACAGCAGACUGACUCCAGUAUGGACCAGCUCAGGAAAGAAAGGGACCAUGCAAAGCUGCAAAUCAGUGAGUUGACAGAUAAGAUUCGUAGCAUGACGGAGGAUGAUGACCCGAUUAUGGCAGCAGUCAAUGCCAAAGUGGAGGAGUGGAAGAGAGUGCUAUCUGGGAAGGACGAUGAAAUUUUGGUGUACCAGCAGAUGAUCCGCGAUCUGAGGGACAAGCUGCGUUCAGCCCAGUUGGACUUGGACAAAAGCAACAUCAUUGCCUUGCAGCAGGCUGUCCAAGAGAGAGAUAAUCAAAUCAAAAUACUGAGUGAGCAGGUGGAGCAGUACACAGGGGAAAUGGAGAAGCACACCCUGCUCAUCGAGGAGCUAAAGACGUCCACAAAGAAAGGCAGAGGCCUACCAUCGUACAUACAGCAGAGAAAGAUGGAAGAACUAAAGACCAAGCUGGAAGCUGCAGAGACGAGAGCAGUGGAAGCGGUGCGGGCGGUGAAGCUUGUGGAAGCUCAUGCUGAAGAAAAAGACAAAGCACUCAUUGAGGCUUCAAACCGUUUGAGCCAGUAUGAAUCUGGCACUUAUGGCCUGGAAGCAGCCAUUGCAGAGAUCAAAGAGUGUAAAAAUCAGAUUAGAGUGAGAGAUCUUGAGGCAGAGGCCAUGACCAAAGAGAUCAACCAGCUUGAGCUGAGAAUCAAUGACCUCAUGGACGAAAACGAGGAUUUCCGAGAAAAACUAGGUCUGGAACCAAAGCAGGAAGUGGAUCUGACAGAGUUCAGGCGAGCCAAAGAUCUAAGACAACGCCAGUACAAAGCAGAAAACCAAGUCCUCACAAAAGAGAUUGAACAGCUUGAAGAAGAGAGACUGGAGCUAAAGAAACAAAUCCGAUGCAUUGUGAAGGAAAAAGGGAUCCCACGGUCAAGCUUGCUGCUGGAGGAGGAGGAUGUCAGGCCCAGCAGAACUGGACAGCUGCAACUUAAACAAAGCAGCACUUGCGCAGAUGAAGAGAUGCGACGCAAAAAUGAGUACCUAGAAAAAGAACUGAGCAAUAAGGAGAGGGAGCUGGAAUUUCAUAAGACCCAGUUUCACAUCAAAUUGGAUGAACUGUCAAAAGUGAAAAGAGACCUGGAGGGUGCGCUGAAAGAUGUCCUCCAAGCCAUGAGGAUUAACCAAGAGGCCACUCUAUCUGACUCUGCCAUCAACAUUCCCCGUCUUGAAAGGUUGGCUAAUGCUGUAGAUAUCGGCAACAUGAGCGUGCAGCCUGAGUCAGCCCUGCACCUAAAGUCCCAAAUACAUCAGCUGGUGGGGAGAAAUGAAGAACUAAGGCAGGAAUUGAAAUUGGCCCGGGAGGAAGCAACGAGCAGUUUCAGUCAGCAUGCCAGAGCCAAAGAAAAGAUGAGCCAACUGGAAGGUGAAUUGGAGCUGUUAAGGAGGUCAGGCAGCAGGGGAGUUGUCCUCCGACCUCUGACCCUCCCCGAGGGCCUGGUGCCCAGCAGCACUGAGGUUAUUAGUUCUCUGAAUGAGUAUGCUGUUCGACUUCUUCAGGAGCUCAAAAACAAGGAGGAAAAAAGCAAGACACUCGCAGCAACUCUGGAGGUAUACAAAGACAAGUUUUCUGUCAUUAGCCAUCAACAGGGACUCCUCUAUAAAGAAUAUCUAAGUGAGAAGGCCAAUUGGCAAAAGGAGAAAAAGACAUUAACAGAGAUGAAGAACAAGCUGGAGGAUCAACAGCAGGUGGAUGCUGUUAAAAUCCAAGAAUUCCACGAGCUGCUUGACACCCUUCAGAAGGACCCAGAGUUAAUCAGGAGACAGUUGAGCGAAGCAUUACGCACGUUGACUGUGCUGAAGGUUAAUGAGAAGAAACUGACGCGGCGCUAUAUCACCCUGCUGGAGCAAGAACAGCACCUCCGCAAGGAGAACGGCAAGCUGAAGGAUGAGAGCAGCCACAUGCAGGCCUCUGUCACCCAGAGGAUUGGCUACCUGCAGAGAUACAAGGAAAUGGCUGCAUAUAAGAUAGCAGCACUGCAGAAGGCAUUGGAUGAUAGUGUGCCCUCAUCAGACCUGGAGAGGGCUAACAAACAGUACACAGAGCUAACCAUCAAAUACAGAGACAUGCUACAGAGGGACAGCCACCUGAUGCAGAGAACCACCAACCUCGAACAUUUGGAGAGCGAGAAUGAGUCUCUGUGGGAGCAAAUCUCAGCCAUGAAUAAAGAACUGGAGAUCACAAAGGAGAAACUGAAUACUUUAGAGCAAGCAUGGGACAACAUUGAUGCAAUUGCAGGAGGUGCAAAUAGCAUGGAUAAGGCGGACAAAGCUUUGGCCAACAAAGAAAUGGUAUCUGCCGCCAGGCGCAUCACCACUCUAGAGAUGAAGGAGCUGAACGAGAGGCAGAGAGCUGAGCAUGCGCACAAAAUGUAUGAACACCUGAGGAACACCCUCAAGCAGGUGGAAGAACGUAACUUAGAACUGGAGUCCAAGUUUGCAGAGUUGACCAAGAUGAAUGUGGAGGCCCAGAGGGUGGAGCGGGAGCUGAGAGACGAGCUGGCAGACAGCACCAGCAAAGCUGUGAGCGAUGCUGACAGAGCCAGGAUUGCAGAGUUGGAGAAGGCCGAGGCUGAGCUGCGCAUCGAGGUUUCUAAGCUUCAAGAGGUGUCUGAUGUGGCCAUGAUGCAGGCAUCUGCUAUACAGGCCAGACAACAGUCCAAAGAGAAGGAAGUAGAAGCUUUGAGGAGACAAAUACUGGACUACCAGUCACAGUCUGAUGAGAAGGCCCUCAUUGCGAAGCUCCACCAGCACAUUGUGGCUCUGCAGCUCAGUGAGUCGGCUUCUUUGGCCAAGCUGGAGGCUGCCACCUCUCACAUCCAACAGCUGGAGGCCUACAAGCUGCGUGCUGAACAGCGACUGGAUGCCGGUGAGCGCACCCUGUUCCUCGCCCGCCAGGAGGGCAGAAAUCGCUCCAAGCACCUACGGCAGACCAUCCAGUCGCUACGUAGGCAAUUUGCCGGAGCACUGCCUCUUCCCCAGCAGGAAAAGUUCUCUGUGGCCAUUUUGAGCAUCCAGGAGGACAGAGCAAAAGCCCAGGAGGAGAAGAGGAAGGCCAUGGAGGAGAGGAGGAGGGCAGAGGGCAGGGCAGAAGAACUAGAACUGAGACUUCGAUGCCUGGAGGAGCUCAUGUCAACACUGAAGGAUGUGAAAGGGGCACAAAAGGUAACUGAGUGGCACAAGAAGAUGGAAGAGGCUCGUCUACAGGAGCUGAGGAAAGGCAGGGAGCUGGUGGUCCAGAAGGAGGAGAUCAGGUACCUGAAGAACCUAAUGGAAGAGCAGGAGCGAACUAUCCGCUCGCUGGAAGAGGAUAUUGUGCAGCGAAACAUGCUUCAAGAAGAGCGGCAGCUUGCAUAUGAUCAGCGAGAGGUGGAACUGGAGCGCCAGCUGGACCAGUACGAGAAGCACCAGAAUGAAAUUCUAAGCAGUGCGGAAAAGUAUGAGGAUGGUACAGGAUCCCUACCAGACCCGAGUCUACCUCUUGCUCAUCAGUUAGAGUUUGCUUUGGCUAAAAUCAGAGAGCAUGUCCGCAGCGUGUUGGACACACAGGCCACCUGCAAAAGUUUGAACGAGAAGUUGAAAGAGAAAGAAGCAGCUCUGUGGAAGGCAGAACAGAACAUUGUGUCCAGGGAUAGAGUUAUCAAUGAGCUGCGUCUUCGGCUCCCAGCUGCUGCCAACAGAGAACGCCUGCUAGCUGACGUUGCCAGUCAUGAAGAGGGCCAGUCAGACAAUCAGCCUACCCUCAAGCUGGCCCACCAGACCAUCAAAGACCUCCAGGGUCGACUUGACAAAAAAGAGGACGUGCUAAAGAAAUACCACAAGCAGUUGGCUCAAGCCAGACAGGAUCAGGAGGAGAUGAUAAAGAGACACCAGGAGGAGCUGAGAAUGUUGCAUCAGAAGUUGGACUUGCACACUGACACCUCCCUGGACCACUUCAGACAGACAGCAAUGGAAUUGAUGAAGAAGCCCACUAUCAGUGUGCCAACCACCAAGCAUUUGGAGCAUCUGGCUGAGUUGGAGCAGACAGUGGCUGAACAGGACAUCUCGCUCGCCUCUAUCACAGAGAAGCUGAAGCUGGCCACUGCUGAGCUGGAGCAACAGAGGGCCGCCAUGGAAACACUGGCUGAGAAACACGCUGACGAGAUGUCAAAGCUGGAGGGGUAUCAUGCUGCCCAGGUGAAAGCUCUGACUGGCGAGACUGAGGAUCAGACGGCCCAGAUGGCCCAGAUGGAGAAGGAGAUAAAGUACGUCCGAACUGAGCUGGCAGCCCAGAAGGAGGCCAAUGUCCGCUCCCCCAGCAACACCAUGAAAAGCCUGGUGGAACGACUGAAAGCACAGCUCACCCAGAAAGAGAAACAGCUUAAGGCUCUGAGUAAAGCUCUGUUGGAGCUGCGGGCAGAAAUGACGUCUGCUGCAGAGCAGCAAGUCAUAGCCAGCGCUGCACAAAAAGAGGAGAGUCUCAAUGUACAGAUGCUGGUUGACAGACACACCAAAGACCUAAAGGUGCGGGUGCAAGAACUCAAUGAAGAACUUCAAGCUGCAAAGGAGUUUGCCAAAGCUGCCAAAGGCCGGGAGAACACCCUGAAAGAGGAAGUGGACAGUCUAAACCAAGACCUCCAGAGGAGUCUGAAAACCCAGAGACGCCUGCAGGCUGAAAAGGAGGAGAGAGAGCAGGAAAUCCAGGAUCACAAGCAGCAAAUCAAGAGGCUCAGCAGCGCUCUUCAGAAUCAACCAGAACCAGAUGGAAAGGGGCCAACCAUCGAGAAUCUGCACAAGAAGAUCAGGAAGCUUGAGUGUGACUUGGAGAAAAAAGCAGAAAUGAAGGAUGAUCAUGGAAAGAACAAAGGCGAAAUUGUGCGUUGGGAGGAGGGUAAGAAGUGGCAGGCCAAGAUGGAAAAGGUGAAGAAUUCACUAAAGGAGAAGGAACGAGAGAAUGAAUCGCUGUCGAAACAGCUCGGCACUCUGAAAGACCUCUAUGCCAGACUGGAGCAAGAGAGGAGUGCACUGCAGAAGAAGCUGAAGGGUCGAGGUGUGACUGCCGAUCAGGUGGUGGGAGUGCGAUCCACUGAAUUGGAGAAGGAGAUGGAAGAGCUGAAGAAGAAGAACUCAGACCUGGAGACACAAAUCCUCACCAUAAAACAGCACCAGGCUUUACCUCGUGAUGAUGCCAUGGAGAAUCUGACCCUGAGGAACCGCUACCUGGAAGAGAGACUCCACUCCGUAGAGAGCCAGAUAUCCAAAGAGCCUUCAUCAAGGCCCUCUACUUCAGGUCGAGGCACUGGCACUCCCUCACAGAGAGAUCAGGACCUCCAAAAAGAAAACCUCAAGCUGGCCUCUGAGAACCUGGAGCUGCGCUUUCAGGUGGAGCAAGCCAACAAAGACUUACCAAGACUCAAGAAUCAAGUUGCAGACCUUAAGGAGAUGUGCAGUGCGCUGAAAAAGGAAAAGGCAGAGGUGGACAAAAAGCUGACCCAUAUACGUGGAUCCGGUCAAAGUGGUAAAACCGUACCUGAACUUGAGAAGACCAUUGGGUUGAUGAAGAAGGUGGUGGAGAGGGUGCAGAGGGAAAAUGAGAUGCUCAAGAAAUCCAGCACACCUGCAAAUCAAGACAAGGUCGCAGCCUUGGAGCAAGAAGCCGAAAAACUAAAGGCUGACUUUGAGAAACUAAAGAGUCAAAGUGAAGCUGAGCUGAGCUCCAAACUUGAAUCCAAAGCCAAAGGACUGGAGAAAAUAGUCAUGGAAAAUGAACGUCUACGCAAGGAGAUCAAAAGGGAGAUGGAAGCUGCAGAGAGGCUGAGAGUGACCAAGGCAACUCUGGAGGCGACCAACGAGAAGCUCGAGGCAGAGCUUGAAGAAACCAAGCUAAGACUGCGAGCAGCUCUGUCCAAAGCCAUCCCAGAGGGAGCCGACAGUAAAACCUGGAAGGCGUCAGUGGUAACAAGAAUGUUUGAGAACAAGAUGAAGGAGCUGGAGAAGGAGCUCUCCCAGAAGACCUCCAGUCUGUCUGAACUGAAACACCAGCUGAAGGAGGUGAACGAGCGCGAGGAGAGAGCUCAGAUAAACAUCCGGCAACUUGAAGAUCAGGUUGACAUGUUAAAAAGCUUCCCCGCUGCUGCAAAGACAGGAGGGGGACUCACCAGAGAGUUCCAGGCAAUGAGAAUGGUCAACACAGAGCUGGAGAAGGAGAACACCGAACUGAAACAACGGCUGAAGGAGUACACCGAGCGAUACGGUGCAACGACUUCUAAACCAGACUACGGGAAGCUCAAACAACUUCUGCAGGCAGCCCAAACGGAGAAAACAACGCUUCAAACUGAGAUCAUAAAGCUGAAGAAAGAACUGGAGAACUUUGACCCGACAUUUUUUGAAGAGAUUGAAGACUUAAAAUAUAACUACAAUUUGGAGGUGAAGAAGAACCUUCUGCUGGAGGAACAGCUGAAGAAGGUGUGCCAUCAGUUUGGUGUAAAACCUGAACUGCCCAACGUGUCCAUCGGUUAACUCAGGGUUACUGUGCCUUUUUUUAAAGACGUUAGGACUGUUAAAACUACACCUGAAUGUACUUUUAUGGUUAGCCAUCUUUCAAACUUUCCAGGUUGUUUUCAAUAUAGGUCUCUCAGACUGGGUAUCAACCCUUAAUACAGUGUUGGUCUUGAUGCAAGGUCUGUAUCAUUGAGUUUCUAAAACGCUCAGGCACCAAACGUUGGCAUCUGAAUGUGUGACUAGUAGGGAUGCACCAACAGGGAAUUUAAGGGCAAUUAUCAACAAGUAUCCUUUUUUUGUGUGGCUGAUACCAGUAAUAAUCUUACAACUGUGAAGAGGACAAUAAAUAUUGUUUCGAAUAUAAAAUAUUUAGAAAGCAUUCACCCAUCCUAGAAUAAAAAUACAUCAUUUUAUCAUAAACUUUUAAGUAUUUUUAUAUAUUUUUGUAACAUUUUCAAACGACGUCCAGCCCUAAAGGUCUCUGAAAAAUUCAACUUUAGAUAUUCAAUAUCUAUAUAGUAGCACUGUACUUGAUAAUGAAAAAGUCGCUUUUUCAGGACAGCCUGUAAAUAGUUUUCAUUGGAAAAGUCAAGUGAUGUAGUGAUGGAAUUUUUCUUCCAGGCAGCUAAUUUCUGUUAAUAUGUGGCUUAUUUAUUUCUCUGUAUUUGUACAGUUCUGACAUUGUUUUUCUAUGUCUUGUUAAAGUCGCUUUUAUAAUCAGAUAGUUGAAUAAAAAUCAGUUAAA
Molecule: messenger RNA, 8712 nt
Organism: Perca flavescens (yellow perch)
Lineage: Eukaryota; Metazoa; Chordata; Actinopteri; Perciformes; Percidae
Gene: cep290
Product: centrosomal protein 290
Exons: 51
Coding region: 681-7985 (2434 amino acids)
Biological process (GO): kidney development; camera-type eye development; ciliary transition zone assembly
Cellular component (GO): ciliary transition zone; centriolar satellite
Source: RefSeq, a predicted model, not a curated record